GCCUUCCACUUCCCAGAUACUUCAAGAAGUGUAAAGGCAUCUCCAGAAACAGCUGAAAUUUUUUUUCAGAAGUUAAGAAAUAAGUAUGAAUUCACAGUCUUGGUGACCUUAAAGCAAGCCCAUUUAAAUUCAGGGGUUAUUCUUUCUAUUCAUCAUUUAGAUCACAGGUACCUGGAACUGGAAAGCAGCGGUCAUCGAAAUGAAAUCAGGUUGCAUUAUCGUUCAGGCAGCCAUCGCUCCCACACGGAAGUGUUCCCCUAUAUUUUGGCAGAUGAUAAGUGGCACAGGCUUUCCCUAGCAAUCAGUGCCUCUCACUUGAUUUUACAUGUGGAUUGCAAUAAAAUUUAUGAAAGAGUUGUGGAGAAGCCCUUCAUGGACUUACCUACAGGUACAACCUUUUGGUUGGGACAGAGGAAUAAUGCACAUGGCUAUUUUAAGGGGAUAAUGCAAGAUGUGCAAUUACUUGUCAUGCCUCAAGGAUUUAUUUCUCAAUGCCCAGAUCUUAAUCGCACAUGUCCGACUUGUAAUGACUUCCAUGGACUUGUGCAGAAAAUUAUGGAGCUGCAAGACAUUUUAGCCAAAACAUCAGCUAAGCUGUCCCAAGCUGAGCAGAGGAUGAAUAAGUUGGAUCAGUGCUACUGCGAAAGGACCUGCACGAUGAAAGGCACGACCUACAGAGAAUUUGAAUCAUGGACAGAUGGUUGUAAGAACUGCACUUGCAUGAAUGGUACUGUGCAGUGUGAAGCUUUGGUUUGCCCCUUCUCUGAUUGUCCACUCAAUUCUGCCCUGGCAUAUGUGGAUGGCAAGUGCUGCAAGGAAUGUCAAU
This is a messenger RNA of Tinamus guttatus (white-throated tinamou), 826 nucleotides long. The record is from RefSeq and is a predicted model, not a curated record. NCBI's taxonomy places the organism in Eukaryota, Metazoa, Chordata, Aves, Tinamiformes, Tinamidae.